Molecule: messenger RNA, 1281 nt
Organism: Acytostelium subglobosum LB1
Lineage: Eukaryota; Evosea; Eumycetozoa; Acytosteliales; Acytosteliaceae
Exons: 2
Coding region: 1-1281 (426 amino acids)
Cellular component (GO): lysosome
Molecular function (GO): cysteine-type endopeptidase activity
Source: RefSeq, a predicted model, not a curated record
AUGGCAAUAUUUAAGAUUGUAAAAGCUGAUGGAGCCGAGCGUAAGGUGUCUGGAUACCAAUAUGUUCCACCACCUCCAGGCACAAAGCAGUUUGUUAGUACCAAGCUUGGUAGUGCUGCCUUGCCACCAUCGGUUGAUCUUCGUCCUCAUAUGACCACCGUCGAGAACCAAGAGGCAACCAGCAGUUGUGUAGCCAAUGCCGUGGCAGGCGCCUACGAAUACCUGGUCAAGCGCUACCACAACAACGACUCCUACGACGUCAGCCGUCUCUUCAUCUACUACAACGCUCGUGAGCUUGCCGGAGAGACCGAGAUCAAGGACGAAGGCACAUUCAUCCGCCAUGCCAUCGAGGGUUUGAAGCAGUAUGGCGCGCCAUCCGAGACCACAUGGCCAUUCGACGUGAAGAGGGUCAAUGACGUGCCCGACCAAAAGUCCUAUGACGAGGCCGCCCUGUUCUUGAUCGAGGAGAAUGAGUUGGUGCCCACCGAGUUGGACGCCUGGAAGAAGUGUCUGGCCGAGGGCAACCCCAUCAUCUUUGCCAUGCGUCUCUACAACUCGUUUGACUCGCAUCGCAAGGCUGGCCUCGUGCCAAUCCCAUCGCCCGCCGAAGAGUCGCGCGGCUCCCACGGUGCCCACGCCAUGCUCUGCGUCGGUUACAAUGACAAGGACCAAGUGUUCAUUAUCCGUAACUCUUGGGGCUCGACCUGGGGUGACAAGGGCUACUGCUACAUCCCCUACAGAUACCUGAUCGAUGCCAAACAUAAUCAUGGUGAUAGCUGGAUCAUCAAGAGACUUGAAGUGUUGGAGCUUGACGAGGAGGCAUGGGGCGACAAUGUGUCUAUAAUGGAGCAUGUCGAGAAUGAGCUGUCCAACAUGAGCGACGAGGAGUACGCCGAGUUUAUGGAUGCGAUGGGCGACUCACCCUUUGAGUACCGUCUCGCUCGUCUGUUCCUGCACGCUGCAUCGGCCGACAACGAGUUGACUGACGCCGAGUUGGAUGGCAUCACUGACUAUCUGCAGCAGGUGCUCGACAACCUGUGCAUCAAGAUGGGUGCGGGACGUCUGCUGAACCGCUGUCUACGUGACUUCCAGCGAGAGUCCGACGCCGAUGUCGAGGCAUUCCUCCAAGAGACCAUCGAUCUGUUUGCCAACAACCUCUCCAAGCCCACCCUGGGCGGUCUGCUCGCCAAGCUCGAGGAGGUCGUCAGUGGCGAUGACCUGGCCGCCGAAGAAGCCGACUUUAUCGACAUGUUGGUGGAGCAGUGGCAGAUUGAUGCCUAA